Oncorhynchus tshawytscha (Chinook salmon) is the source of this 1944-nucleotide messenger RNA. RefSeq names its product fatty acid desaturase 6-like. The transcript has 6 exons. Lineage: Eukaryota; Metazoa; Chordata; Actinopteri; Salmoniformes; Salmonidae. Gene Ontology annotation, cellular component: membrane. Gene Ontology annotation, biological process: lipid metabolic process. Gene Ontology annotation, molecular function: oxidoreductase activity, acting on paired donors, with oxidation of a pair of donors resulting in the reduction of molecular oxygen to two molecules of water. The coding region runs from base 309 to 1496 and encodes 395 amino acids. The record is from RefSeq and is a predicted model, not a curated record.
UGAGGGGAAACAAGGACAGCAGGGGAGGGACAUGAGGUAUGCAUGAGAGGCUCCAUUGAGGAGAGAGAGACAGAUCAGCAGAAUUGCUUCUCCAGCUGAGCAACUGGAUAAAACUGCCAAUAAAACUUUGCACCCUGCCAUGCUAACAUCAGUCCAGACCCUUUGUGUUCAGGGUACAAUGUGCAGGCUGAUUUCCUCAGAGUCUGGACGCUGCCUAUGAGUCUGUCCGUACAGCCGCUGGACACACCGAGCAGUCACUUUUAUUUUAGUUUGUUGUCGGUCAGGAGGGAGGCACAAAAGGAGCUGACAUGCAGAAUGUACCAAAGGAGUGGAGGGAAGAACAGAGCGUGGGAGGAGGAAGAGACAAAGAUGUUAAACCGUGGAAGGGUAGAGAGGCCUUGUUCCAAAAGAACACCGGUAACUCCAAACAGGACAUGUCCACAGGCAAAGAGAAGAAGAAUGGAGAGAUGAUGAACGGAGGGGGAAAGGGGAUGGAGGGGACGGAUAAAGAGUCGCUGAUGAUGGAGCUGACCCGUCUGGUUCAGAAGACAGUGAAGGAGAGUAGUUGGUGGGAGCGGAGAGGCAUCGACAUCACUAUCCUGGCCCUCUCCUUUCUCCUGCUACCCCCAGCAUUCCUGCUGCUUGGUUCGUCCCAGGCCCUGGUGUUUGUCCUGGGCAUGGUGCUGAUGGGCGUGUCCCAUGCUGUCAUCACCAUCAAGGGCACCCAUCUGGCAAGUCACGGAUCGCUGAGCGAGUCCACUACCUGGGCCGAUGUCUGGGCUGUUUUUUUCAUAGAGGUGUGUGGGUCUUUCACAGCAAGGGCAGGUGUAACAAGCCACAUUAAGAUGCACCAUGCCCACACCAACGUGAUCGGCCUGGGUGACUCCAGCACCUGGAAGAUACCCUACCUGCCCCGGGGUGUAUACCUGUUCAUUGCCCCCCUGGCUGUACCUGUUAUCACUCCUCUGGUGGCACUAGGUCAGCUGAAAGAGCACUCAAUGGGCCAGGCCCUGAGGACAGUCCUGAUGGUGUUCCUGGGGUUGUACGCUCAGUACUGGCUGUUGAUCCAUGUCUCUGGGUUCCAGUGUCUUUACAGCACCCUGCUCUGUAUGCUGCUCUGCAGGGCUAUGUUCUCCCUGCCCUACAUACACGUUAACAUCUUCCAACACAUCGGCCUGCCUAUGUUCUCCCCGACCCGUCGGCCCAAGAGGAUUUACCAGAUGACCCACGGGGUUCUGAACCUUCCUCGGAACCCCCUGCUGGACUGGAUCUUCGGACACUCCCUCAUCAACUGUCACGUGGAACACCACCUGUUCCCCUUCCUCUCCGACAACAUGUGUCUCAAGGUAAAGCCCAUCGUGUCCCAGUAUCUGAAGGAGAAGGAGCUCCCAUACCAGGAGGAUAGCUACCUCUCCCGUCUGCAGCUCUUCUUUCACAAGUACCAGGAGCUCAUGGUUUUCGUCCCAUCCAUCACGGAGCUGGUGGGGGUGCAGUGAUGGAGCAGAGAGGUUGAGGAUGAGGCGGAGGACAGGAAACAGGGAAUAUACCAUCUACUAACCCAUGCUGCUAUGUGCAGUCACUGAAUUAAGAGACUGCUACCACUGUCCUACUGUUUCUAGGAGGAUCAUUCUUUAAGUGCAGAAACUCCAACUCACUGACAUUAACAUAGCAAUAUAUAUAUAUAUAUACACUGCAAUAUUAAUAAAUUAUGAUUAUUAAUUAUUAUUAAUUAUUAAACAACCCACUGCGCACAUACCGGUUGAAUCAAUGUUGUUUACACGUCAUUUUAAUGAAAUUAUGUGGAACCAAAGUAGAAUAGACUAAUUGAUGUCUGUGCCCAUUGGGAACAAUAAUAAGGCACUUUAUGGGAUACAUACACUACCAUUCAAAAGUUUGGGGUCACUUAGAAAUGUCCUUGUUUGUGAAUGAAAAAAAAAGUGUCCA